Penicillium oxalicum is the source of this 1263-nucleotide messenger RNA. RefSeq lists its product as uncharacterized. NCBI's taxonomy places the organism in Eukaryota, Fungi, Ascomycota, Eurotiomycetes, Eurotiales, Aspergillaceae. The record is from RefSeq and is a predicted model, not a curated record. Bases 1 to 1263 code for a protein of 420 amino acids. The transcript is spliced from 2 exons.
AUGCCUCUCCCUCCGUCUCCCCUGAAACUCUCUCACCGCCGUCUCUCCGACGUGGACGACUUCCUCGUCUCUCCAGGCGCAGACGCUCCCAACGAAUUCGCUCCCCACAGUCCAACGUCACCUCGAACACCUCGCUUUUCCGCGCCUUCAUCCCCCGUCGCCUUUCGGCAUGGCACAGGUGCUUUGAAUGGCUCGCAUCGGGACUCGGUAGAUUUCUCGACCAAGUCCAAUGGCGGCGGCGGUCUUGGAAAUCUGGCCGAUGAGCUGGCCGACGCAUGGGAGCAAGAGGAAGACGGAUAUGAUUAUGCCUCGGGCCAGGAGAUGAGCGCUGCGGGUUCGCAGAACAUGGAUCACAGUGAUGCAGAGGAUGGAUAUCUGCACCCGACAUCUCAGAUGCACGCACGUUCUCCGUCAACAGGUUCACCAGAUCGGAAGAACCGGCUCCGAACGACACAGCUGCGACAACAUCGGCGGCACGAGUCCCAGUACGAUGGAUCAGAUUACGGUAACGACUCGGAUCUGGACGAAGUGGCGGAGAUUUCUCCGUCAUUAGAGAUGCAAUUGUCCGACAUUGAAAGCCUUGCGCGUCGAGGCAUCGAGAAUAAUGGGAGUGAACACGAUCAUAUCAUUCAGCGGACCGUCGAGGCACUCCGAGACCUCGGUGGACAAAGUGGUAUUGAGAAUGGCGCCAUGCGGCUAAUUACGGCUCACUCAUCGAUCACAUCGCACCUCACUCACCAAACCCGCACUCUCCAAUCCUUAAUCCACCCCCUCCUGUUCUCGCCAUUCCCGCUCUUGUCCGAAGACGCCAUUGACUCCCUCAUGCCACUCAUUGACGAAGGUCUUCUGCCAACCCUCCCAUACCCAUUCCCCGAGCAGUCCCGGCGUGAUUCCCGGCCAGUCACACCGUCACAACAGAAUGCCCAGAAUCCCCUCAUGUCUCUACAAGCCCUCGUCUCUCAAACGGCAGAUCUCACCGCUUCUCUUCGCAGCCUUGGAGACACUCUUUACGAGUCCCGUCAGUUGACGGCCACGGCCUCUCGGCGUCUUCGAUCUGCACGUGAGCUCGUCGCGGAUAUCAGACGGGAAGAAGAGAGCCGCGAGGAGGGCUCAAGAUGGAUUGAGCUGGGCGAAUGGGACCGCCGUCUGGAAAGUCGCGAGGUAGGCCAGGAGUGCCGAGACGUUGUCAGCGGGUUUGAAACCGUCUGCGGAGAAUGGCGCGAAAAACUCUUUGGACCUUCACCCGAAGUGAUUGCUGCCUGA